Messenger RNA from Physeter macrocephalus (sperm whale), 1966 nucleotides. RefSeq names its product family with sequence similarity 210 member B (gene MIMS2). Bases 17 to 595 code for a protein of 192 amino acids. Gene Ontology annotation, cellular component: mitochondrion. Lineage: Eukaryota; Metazoa; Chordata; Mammalia; Artiodactyla; Physeteridae. The record is from RefSeq and is a predicted model, not a curated record. The transcript has 3 exons.
CGCAGGGCUGCGCACCAUGGCCGGGCUGCUGGCGCUGCUGUGCCCCACGGGCAGGGUGGGCGCCCGGGUCCGGUCUCGCGCCACCUGGCUCCUGGGCGCUGCCGCCCCCCGCGCCCCGCCGCCCGUGUUUCUGCCGCUGCUCGGGCCCGGGCUGGACGUCCCGCUGCUGCGCGCGGCCCGCGGGAACUGCUACGGCCGCCAGGACACCAGCAAAAUCGCUGUGACAACGGGCGGCAACAUCAGCAGUUCAGAGGAGAAAAAGCAAAGCAAGUCGCAGCAGCUGAAAAAGAUUUUUCAAGAAUAUGGUGCCGUUGGCGUGUCACUGCACAUUGGAAUCUCAUUAAUCUCUUUGGGCAUGUUUUACACGGUUGUUUCAAGUGGUGUGGACAUGUCAGCCAUCCUGCUUAAACUCGGGUUUAAAGAGUCACUGGUACAGUCGAAAAUGGCAGCAGGCACAAGUACUUUCGUGGUGGCCUAUGCCAUCCACAAGCUGUUUGCACCCGUGAGAAUCAGCAUUACCUUGGUUUCCGUGCCCCUGAUUGUCAGAUAUUUUCGGAAAGUGGGAAUUUUUAAACCUCCAGCUGCAAAGCCUUGAUGAACUCUUCAAUUGUGGGCCUGAAAACCUAUGUCUUUGAAAUGACACAUUUUGGACUGGUUUUAUGAUGUAGGGUUUAUGGUGGGGGUGAGGCAGGGGCUAACUGCUGUCUUCUCAUGAACAGCAUUUACUUUUGCCAGCAAAAAUUCAGGGUUUCAAAUCACUCUAAUUUUUUUGCUUUAUAAGUUCUGGUAAUGCUAUUCAUCAUAGGGCUUGUCUGCAUCAUCUAAAAUGUCAGAAAAGCAUCACCACUGAGUUAUAAUCUGAAACAAAACUGUCAGCCAGGAAAUGUUCCUUCUGGAAGAUCAUUGGUGAGGGUCUGCGUGCAGAAGCCUCAGGGGUUAAUCUUUGCUCAAGUUCUUAAAGGGCAGCGAUUCAUUAAGCUGGUUUUUAAAAGUCCCCUUCCUCCGAUAUUUGCUGUCAGGCUGCCUUCGUUUUAAUAUGCGGUAUUGUGCAAAACAGCUGCCAGUGCUACAAUUAAUGAAGCAGAAUUUCAGACUUCACAGUAUGGAAUCAGGAUCUUAAUUAGCAUCAACACUUUGACAUUCAUUACACUUGUUUGGGGGGGGAAGAAAAACAAGUAUUUCUGGUACGUUUCACUGAUCCCAAGACACCUUCAAAUCUGGACAUGAUGGGGCCUGCCUCGGCUGAUUUUUCCCAAACUUCAUUAAAGUAGGUCAGAAUCAUUUGUCUCUGUUUCGGUAGAACACGGAAACUUCAUCCAACAGUAAUGGCAUCAGUUGGCCCCGGACGCCUGUGUCCUCAGAGGAAUCUGGAUAGUGCACAUAUACGCAAAGCUGAAACAAUCUUGGCCUGACUCUCAGACUUCAGACAUUCCAGAACUAACUAGUGUCACAGUGUUUACAUUGUGUUGCUACUUAUAUUUUUUAACUGAGUUAAAAUUAUGCAUGCAAAAAAAGAAUUUGUAUCACUCUCUAAAAAAGGAAAAUUACUAGCAGUUGCUGUAAAUGGGAGGCAACCGCAAAAUAAUAAUACAAGCUGGGCAGGGACUGAGCUAGUUUACCAGAUAACGGGCGUGUGACUUUAGGCCCCUCAUUCUGUUUGGGACACUGGUUAAGAAUAGAAAUGCAAGCACACAGAUCCCAGUGGAGACUUUCUCCUCGAGACAGUCGGGGGCAAGCGACGGAGAAGGAGUAUAUUCCCGUGGGCUUCAGCAUCGCUGACGGGACACUGGCUGCACCCCAGGAACCCCAGUGUAACCAGUCUGCCCUGCCACCAUGGUUGAGGGGUUGCAUUUAUCUUUCUGGCUCCCAGAUUUAUUUUUUAUUUUAGUUUUUUGGUUUGAUUAACUACAUUUGUGACAAUCAGAAAACUCAAGGAACUAUAAACUGAUCAUCCUGGUUUUACUGA